CGCGAGAUGUCAUGUUCAUUCGCCUGAGCGGCACAACACAACUUAUUCCGCUUUGUUUUGCGGAGGUGAGAGGACGUUGUGUGACGAUCGCUUGCGUUUGUGCGUUGUGUUCAAUGUUUUACUUGUUUUAGAGAUUUUUCAGUGAACAGACUAUUUAAUAAGUAACGAAAAGUGUGUUCCAAUUCGAACGAAGACAUUGUAUGUGUUGAAACCUACGAAGGAUAGUUAAUUUGCGCAAUCGUUGGUGAGACUCGAUGUCAAUAAACUUGUCGGUUGUAUUUUAUGGGAAAGGUGUGCCGCAUCGUGGUGGUACCUGUUCGCGGCGGGUGGGUGCCGGAGACUCGGAGAGUGGUGCCGGCUACUGAGAGCGAUGGAGCGACUUCGAAAUUAGGAUCGUGAUUACCCAAGAUGCUGGUUUCAUCAUUGGGUUGUAAUCGUACGAUUCCACUGACGAAAGAAAGUUCUUGCCGAAACAACGAUAACGUAUCAAGAAUAUGUGAGAAACACAACGCAAGACUGAAUCCAACUGUUGCCUUAAAAAUGAACAAACACGCGAGGUGAUCGAAUAUACAUAGAUAAAUAUUUUUUAUGGAGCAUAAUGCCGAGAAGACAUAGUUUUUGAAGAGUUUUCCAACGAACAGUAUUUUGUAUACAUUUUUAGACUUUACGUGCACGGUGCUCUAGUGUAGUGUAGUGUUAUUAUCGAUGACAAAAGUAUCGAUAGUCGCGGUAAUGUGAUGAGCAGCGAGAUGACCAGUGAGGGAAACGCUGUGAAGGUGGAAGGGGGUCACGUUUCAGUCACCACUAUCAGCAUGUCGGGCUCAGAGACCAGUAAUGGCCCGUUCUCGUACAGUUCGAGCGGAGUUCGCAUCAGUGUCUCUUCGGAGCCACUUGACGAAGACUCCACUGAUGCGGAGAUCUCCAAGAUCGACUUCACCCAGCACCAAUACGAGGUAAACAUGAGAAACAAGAAGAAACGAUCGUCGAGCGGCGCUCAGUGCGAGCUGCAGAACAACGACCGCGAGCGGCCUAUGUCGUGGGAGGGCGAGCUCUCCGACUCGGAGAUGGUUAUCGACACGUGCGCAAAUAACGAUGAAAACAGCAGUUUCAUGGACCUGCAGUCGUCGCGGGACUCGAUCGACACUCUCCGGAACGUGACGAUAAAGACGGAGCCGAUGAAGGGCGAGCCGUUCCAAAGCGCGGACGACCAGCGCGUGCUCGACCUCAAGUACUCCGCGCCGCUGCAGCCGCACCAGCGCAGUCUCAGCAUGAACAGGAUAUCUGUAUUAACAGACAACACAUCGCUGUCGCUGGCGCGGCGGCCCUCCUCGCCCACGAACAGCGCCAAGUCCCUAGCACUCUCGGACCAAGGCUCGGCGCCGCACAUGCAGACGAACUUGGGCGAGGUCCAAAAUCUUACUAUCAAGAAGGAGAUGCAGUUAUCAGAGUUAAAGUGCGAGCCGUCAACGGCUAUGGACAAGCUGAUCGGAGCGUCGCACGGCUCGCCGUCGCUCGGCCGCCUGCCGCGAGUGCAGUCCAGCGCCAGCACCGACUCGGCGGUCCACUCUAUGUACACGCACAGCGUGUACAGCAGUCCGUCGGCGAGUCCGCGCGCAUCGCGUCACUACACGCCGUCGCUGUCGCGGAACAACAGCGACGCGUCGCACUCCUCCUGCUACUCGUAUAGUUCGGAGUUCUCGCCCACGCAGUCGCCAGUCCAGGGCCGGCACCCGCACGUGGUGUACCGGGAGCCGGCCGGCGUGCUGUCCCCCGCACACGACGACGACACCGAGCCCGCAGACGACAGGCUCCACCAUCACCAGGGCAUCAGCAGGCAACAGCUGAUUAACAGUCCGUGCCCCAUAUGCGGCGACAAGAUAAGCGGCUUCCACUACGGGAUCUUCUCGUGUGAGUCGUGCAAGGGUUUCUUCAAGCGCACUGUGCAGAACCGCAAGAACUACAUGUGUCUGCGCGGGGGCAACUGUCCCGUCACCGUCGCCACCAGGAAGAAAUGUCCCGCGUGCAGGUUCGAUAAGUGUCUCGGAUGCGGAAUGAAGUUAGAAGCGAUCAGAGAGGACCGGACGCGCGGCGGUCGCUCCACGUACCAGUGCUCGUACACGCUGUCGGGCGCCGCGUCCACCGGCUCGCUGCUGUCCGCGCACAUGCCCACCACGCUGCGGCACGCCUCCAGCCUUACUUGUGUAAAUGGACCUGGCUCAUACAACAGUCGGGGAGAGCCCAGUAAUAGCAGACUAACGCCCGACAUACCCCCUUUAUUACAGGAGAUAAUGGACGUAGAACACCUAUGGCAGUACAACGAGUCGGAGCUGAACAGACUAGGCAAGUCGCCGGGCAGCCCGUCCGCCAACCCGCUGCUCGCGGCGAGCGGCAUCACCGCGCAGAACUCCAGCCCCGACUUCCUCGCGGACUUGUGCAAUAUCGCCGACCACCGGCUGUACAAGAUAGUCAAGUGGUGCAAGAGCCUGCCGCUAUUCAAGAAUAUAUCGAUCGACGAUCAAAUCUGCCUACUGGAUCAAUUUAGUUGUGCGAGCUGCUGGUGCUGUCGUGCUGUUAUCGGGGAGUCAGUACUCCUGGGGAAGUAAGGGUGGGCGGUGAGAGGGAUCACGCUACAUCAGAGCGCUAAGUUGGGUCUAACGCCGUGUAUAGAACGCAUGUUGAGUUUCACAGACCAUUUGAGGAGAUUACGAGUGGAUCGCUACGAAUACGUCGCUUUGAAAGUCAUCGUAUUGCUCACAUCAGACGCGCCGGAGCUGCGCGAGGCGGAGAAGGUGCGCGCGUCGCAGGAGAUGGCG
Molecule: messenger RNA, 2813 nt
Organism: Manduca sexta (tobacco hornworm)
Lineage: Eukaryota; Metazoa; Arthropoda; Insecta; Lepidoptera; Sphingidae
Gene: Hr39
Product: nuclear hormone receptor FTZ-F1 beta-like
Exons: 16
Coding region: 738-2603 (621 amino acids)
Biological process (GO): regulation of transcription by RNA polymerase II; hormone-mediated signaling pathway; tissue development
Cellular component (GO): RNA polymerase II transcription regulator complex
Molecular function (GO): nuclear receptor activity; zinc ion binding; RNA polymerase II cis-regulatory region sequence-specific DNA binding
Source: RefSeq, a predicted model, not a curated record